Messenger RNA from Microthlaspi erraticum, 1443 nucleotides. The record is from the annotation of a GenBank genome assembly. NCBI's taxonomy places the organism in Eukaryota, Viridiplantae, Streptophyta, Magnoliopsida, Brassicales, Brassicaceae.
AUGGCCAUAACAGAAACAUCGAGAUCGAGCGACGAGCUCCCAGUAACAAACGCCGAUUCCAGCGUCAACAACGCAUCAACCGCGAAGAAACUGACUUUGGUCCCUUUGGUUUUCCUCAUAUACUUUGAAGUCGCCGGUGGUCCCUUUGGGGAAGAACCAGCUGUUCAAGCCGCUGGACCGCUUCUAGCGAUUCUCGGUUUCCUCAUCUUCCCUUUCAUUUGGAGUGUCCCUGAAGCCCUUAUCACCGCAGAGCUCUCCACCGCGUUUCCAGGCAACGGAGGGUUUGUGAUAUGGGCCCAUCGGGCAUUCGGGUCAUUCGUAGGGUCGAUGAUGGGUUCGUUGAAGUUCCUGAGUGGUGUGAUCAAUGUUGCUUCGUUUCCUGUCCUCUGUGUCACUUACUUGGACAAGCUGUUCCCUGUUCUUGAAUCCGGAUGGCCUCGAAACGUCUGCAUAUUCGCAUCAACGGUGGUCUUGUCUUUCCUGAACUACACUGGCCUAGCCAUUGUGGGUUACGCAGCGGUUGUUCUCGGCUUGGUGUCUCUCUCACCUUUCCUUGUCAUGUCUGCUAUGGCAAUCCCCAAGAUCAAACCUCACCGUUGGGGUAGCUUAGGGAACAAGAAAAAGGACUGGAACCUCUACUUCAACACACUCUUCUGGAACUUGAACUUCUGGGACAAUGUCAGUACUCUUGCAGGGGAAGUUGAUAAGCCUCAAACGACGUUCCCUUUGGCGCUUCUCAUCGCUGUCAUAUUCACUUGCGUAGCUUACUUGAUUCCUCUCUUCGCUGUCACCGGUGCUGUCUCAGUAGAUCAGAGCAGAUGGGAGAAUGGGUUCCACGCGGAAGCAGCUGAGAUGAUUGCUGGCAAAUGGCUGAAGAUAUGGAUCGAGAUUGGCGCUGUGUUGUCAAGCAUUGGGCUCUUCGAAGCUCAGCUAAGCAGCAGUGCUUAUCAGCUUGAGGGGAUGGCGGAGUUAGGGUUCUUGCCUAAGUUCUUCGGUGUGAGAUCGAAAUGGUUCAACACUCCUUGGGUUGGGAUUCUGAUCUCAGCUCUCAUGUCGCUUGGAUUGUCUUACAUGGACUUCACAGACAUCAUCUCCUCUGCGAACUUCUUGUACACUUUAGGGAUGUUUCUAGAGUUUGCGUCUUUCAUUUGGUUGAGAAAGAAACUCCCUGAGCUGAAGAGACCUUACCGAGUUCCUCUGAGAAUCCCAGGGCUGGUGAUUCUGUGCUUGGUGCCUUCUGCGUUUCUGAUGCUCAUCAUUGUGUUUGCUACCAAGAUUGUGUACCUUGUUAGCGGUAUAAUGACCGUUGGAGCAAUCGGUUGGUACUUCUUGAUCAACUACUUCAGGAGGAAGAAGAUCUUCGAAUUCAACGAGGAUACUUACGAUCUUGACCAUAAUGUUAACGGAGGAGAACAUCCAAAAGAAGAUGAUCAUGACUCAUGA